ACACCCACAAGAAAUCUGUGUUGGAUGGUCCAUAUAGUGACGGAGAAAGCGGUUCAAGGCCUAAUAGAGAUCGGAGGCGACGGUGCUGGCGGUUGUCCUCGUCUCAGCUUCGCGUGUUUUUGUCUCUGCUCUUUCAUCUUUCUCUGAAUCUCCGUGUCCAACCUUCCAUAGCAUUAAAAAAAGAACAAUUAUCACGAUCAGAUUCAUGCAAGUAGCUGAUUAAUCAAUCAUCAGUUCUUAUUCUUGUGGUGAUUCCAUUUUUGCCCCCUUUCGUGGCCAGAAACCAUGGCUUUGGGAUCGGUGUCUCGACGGUUGGGGACUAAACUCUUCCCUGCGUUAUCUUCCACUCCAAGGCUACUACAUUCUCACGCCACCAGUUUUGGGUUUAAACGUGUAAACGAAGAAGAUAAGGCUCGCAUGGUUGGUGAUGUCUUCACGAACGUUGCUUCGAGCUACGAUUUAAUGAAUGACCUAAUGAGUGCUGGAUUGCACAGAUUGUGGAAGGAUAGGUUAGUUUCCAAGCUGAAUCCGUUUCCUGGAAUGAAGCAUCUUGACGUGGCUGGUGGCACAGGGGAUGUUGCUUUUAGAAUCUUGGAGAGCAUAAACAAAGUUAAGCUGAGAGGACUUCAAGGUGUUUUUCAAGAUACUUUAGAGGCAGAAACUCGGAUUUAUGUAUGUGAUAUUAACCCUCAGAUGUUAAAUGUUGGCAGACAGCGUGCCUUGGAGAAGGGUUUUGGAGAAGAUGGUUCCCUUGUAUGGGUGGAGGGAAAUGCUGAAAGCUUGAGUUUCCAAAAUGAUUCAAUGGAUGGUUAUACUAUUGCAUUUGGGAUAAGAAAUGUCACACACAUAGAGAAAGUACUCAAUGAAGCUCAUAGGGUAUUGAAACCAGGAGGAAGGUUCCUUUGCCUUGAACUUAGCCACGUUGGUAUUCCUAUAUUUAAAGAUUUGUAUGAUUAUUAUUCUUUCUCAGUUAUUCCAUACAUGGGCGAGCUGGUUGCUGGUGAUCGAGAAUCCUAUCAGUACUUAGUUGAGAGUAUCAGGCGUUUCCCCUCACAGGAAAAAUUUGCAUCAAUGAUAGCCAAUGCUGGGUUCCAGAAAGUAGAGUAUGAGAAUCUAGUCGGGGGAGUGGUUGCUGUCCAUUCAGGGCUAAAAAUCUGAUAUCCUUAGGAACUUUGCUCUCUAUUAUAGCCAAUAAUUCAUGAAUUGAGAUUGAAGAUCGAACGUGAUGUUAUUCAUUAGAAGUCGUAGAGAAGAUUUGUACUGUUAGAAUGUGUACUGUAAUUUCUGUUGGGGGAGGUUCGACACACACAUAGAACUCCACACAUGAUUAGAUAUUGUCCGCUUUGGGCCAAGCCCUCACGGAUUUGUGAUACCACUGUUGGGGGAGGUUCGACACACACAUAGAACUCCACACAUGAUAAGAUAUUGUCCGCUUUGGGCCAAGCCCUCACGGAUUUGCUUUUGGUACCACUCCAAAAGGCCUCUUAUCAUUGGAGAUAUCUAUGUGUAUAUAAACCCUUGACCAGUCCUUAUUUCACUCAAUGUGGGACUUUGUUUGCACUUCAACAAUUUCCACCGGAUGGCGCUUUCAAUUCUUUUGGUGUAAUAAUAUUUAAUUAAUUUUCCAAAAUAAUAAAUUGUUUCAUUGAAUUCAUC
This is a messenger RNA of Vigna angularis (adzuki bean), 1656 nucleotides long. RefSeq names its product 2-methoxy-6-polyprenyl-1,4-benzoquinol methylase, mitochondrial. The record is from RefSeq and is a predicted model, not a curated record. Gene Ontology annotation, molecular function: methyltransferase activity. Bases 286 to 1158 code for a protein of 290 amino acids. Gene Ontology annotation, cellular component: mitochondrion. Gene Ontology annotation, biological process: ubiquinone biosynthetic process. Lineage: Eukaryota; Viridiplantae; Streptophyta; Magnoliopsida; Fabales; Fabaceae. The transcript is spliced from 8 exons.